Molecule: messenger RNA, 731 nt
Organism: Teleopsis dalmanni
Lineage: Eukaryota; Metazoa; Arthropoda; Insecta; Diptera; Diopsidae
Product: calcineurin subunit B type 1
Exons: 4
Coding region: 195-707 (170 amino acids)
Molecular function (GO): calcium-dependent protein serine/threonine phosphatase regulator activity; calcium ion binding
Source: RefSeq, a predicted model, not a curated record
UUGAAAAAAAAACAAAACAAAUAGUUUAUGAUAAUAGUUUUUAAGAAUUGGAGUAACUUUAAAUAAAACUCAAUUUGUGCCAGUGUGAUAAAAGCUAACAAAGUUUACAUAUUUUGUGGAGCCCUAGUAGCCCCAAUUUAUUAUUAAAAUACUUUUUCAUAUAACGUCAGAAAGUGUUAUAGAAAUAAAUAAAAAUGGGUAAUGAAACAUCUUUGCCCAUGGAGAUGUGCUCCAAUUUCGAUGCCGAUGAAAUUCGUCGUUUAGGCAAGCGCUUUCGCAAAUUAGAUUUGGAUAAUUCGGGUGCCUUAAGUGUUGAUGAAUUUAUGUCUUUACCAGAAUUACAACAAAAUCCGUUGGUGCAGCGUGUAAUUGAUAUAUUUGAUGCAGAUGGUAAUGGAGAGGUAGAUUUUAAGGAAUUCAUACAAGGCGUGUCACAGUUCAGUGUCAAAGGUGAUAAACUGUCGAAAUUACGUUUUGCUUUUCGCAUAUAUGAUAUGGAUAAUGAUGGUUACAUAUCGAAUGGUGAACUUUUCCAGGUGCUAAAAAUGAUGGUUGGAAACAAUCUUAAAGAUACACAACUGCAACAAAUUGUUGAUAAAACAAUUUGUUUUGCUGAUAAAGAUGAAGAUGGUAAAAUAUCCUUCGAUGAAUUUUGUUCUGUUGUUGGUAAUACAGAUAUUCAUAAAAAAAUGGUUGUAGAUGUUUAAAUCACUGCAUAUAUAUAUAAUUAU